Molecule: messenger RNA, 713 nt
Organism: Mycotypha africana
Lineage: Eukaryota; Fungi; Mucoromycota; Mucoromycetes; Mucorales; Mycotyphaceae
Product: HSP20-like chaperone
Exons: 4
Coding region: 87-605 (172 amino acids)
Biological process (GO): protein folding; chaperone-mediated protein complex assembly
Cellular component (GO): cytosol; nucleus
Molecular function (GO): Hsp90 protein binding; protein-folding chaperone binding
Source: RefSeq, a predicted model, not a curated record
CGCGUGAGCCAUAAAGUCAAAACAAAGCUGUAUUCUUCUCUUUUCUUUCUUUUUCUUUAGUCUUUUUCUAAUUGAUUUGAUAUAAAAUGCCUCUUCAUCCUACCGUUCUCUGGGCUCAAAGAGCCGAUGUAGUUUAUUUAACUGUUGAAAUUUCUGAUAUUAAGGAUCCAAAAAUCGACUUAAAUGAAAGCAAGAUUAACUUCACUGGAAAAGGUGAAAAGGAACAGAACGAUUACGAAUUCGAAAUCGAAUUUUACGGAAAUGUGGAUCCCGAGAAAUCUAAGAAGCACUUAACAGCACGUAAUUUAACUAUGGUCAUUUAUAAGAAGGAAGCCAGUUACUGGCCCAAACUUCAGAAGGGCAACAAGCUCAAUUUUGUUAAGGUUGAUUUCCAAAAAUGGAAGGAUGAAGAUGAGGAAGACGACGAGGGACCAGCUGGUGAUCCUAUGGCAGGUAUAGAUUUCCAACAAUUAAUGGCCCAAGCAGGAGCUGCUGGCGGCGGAUUAAGUAAUGUGAACAUGGAUAGUAUGUUGCCUGAAGGUGAUGAUAGCGAUGAUGAUGAAGAGGAAGAAGUUAAAGAUGGAGAGACCAACGCUUCAAACUGAUCACUAUGAGUUUAGAAAGAAAGAAGCGUUUCACAUACAGUAGAGUGCACUACUUUAAAGAAAUACAAAUAAAUUCGCCUUUUUAAAUUGGCUGCACUAAAAACAGGA